CGUAGCUUCAACACGCCGCGACCUCCUUCCAUAGCUAAUUGCAAGGUUCAAGGAUUGUCACGGUUUUGUCCUCGCAAUAUUUCAACUCCACGACUUCACGAUUACUUGGCACGCUUUCACCUCGAGUCUUUAAAGCCUGACUAUACUCAAUUGACCGUUAUUUGCACAAUGACUUUCUCUGUCGAUGACCCGCUCACAUGGCGAGUCACGCUUGAGAAUCCCAUCCGCGAGGUAGACGGCAUGGACUGGGAACGUUGUGCCUCUUUGCAUAAUCUGAUUACUCAACUUGGCUGGACAGGCCCUGGCAACACAGAAACUGAAAUGCCAAGGAGCACAUGGUGGCAGGUAAACAUCACGAAUGAGUCACUUGAAGAAGAGUGGUCGAGACGCUUGUCACCAUCUCUGAAGCUGUUCCUCCAAGCGGCCUACGAAACACCUCAUGGCAAUUUCUUCUACUAUGUCAGUGGUCUGAACGGACCAAGUCGCCUCUAUACUGGAUUGCACGAACAAGGAGGCGCGAUCUUGUCUUUGUACCAGAUGACCAAUCUGAAUCUUAGUGGUCAUCGAGACGGUUUGAACUUUAACCGAGAGACAUCGAGGGCAAUAUUUUGCAGUGAUAUCUUGGACUCACUUGCCACAACCAAUGGCCGUAUGGAAUGGGACCCUCUUGAAGUCGUCUUGAGUGCAUGGCUGGGCAUGAUCGACACAGGCAAAGUCAUCGCUAAAGCUGAAGGCACAGACACCAGAGGGCCGGUGGAAUGUACACCCUGGGAGCUGGUUCCAUACAGCGAGCAUGACUUGGCGCAUGCCGUCAGCUCUUUCAACAAUCUUACCGCGAGGGUCGAAUGCCUGAUUGAAGACCCGUCACUGAGCCCACUGGAAAACCCUGAUGAUCAAAAUAGAUUGCUCGAGGCCUGCACAGCCAAGCUCAAUCCGCCCGCAUCAGCAGAAGAGCUUGGCCUAAUACCUCGGGAUGUGUUAGACAGUGCUGCCAUCCCAGAAGGCUUCAUUCGAGAGUUCCUGCUCCAAGUACGUCGGCCGAAAAAUAUCAAAUAUGUAGCUCCCGGUCUCCGUCUCCCUACCCCAGGCGACUUCAUGCCCCACCCAUUCCAAAAUUUUCGACAACCGGAUACAAUGGAGUACGAUGAUCCGGUCCUUCCAUUGCCUCUCUUUAUCUCAGGAAUCAAAUCCUCAAAGCCGCUUUUUGGUUAUCCUUUCCACGAAGCGUCCAACCUAAGCCACGGGCUCUGGAUGGAGUACUGUAACAAAGCCGCUCAUCACACGUUCGAGGAUACAUGUCGUCUGUAUCUUCCAUUCAAUGUUGGUGCAAAUGGAUUUGCUCGCCUCACCGACGAUUCGUUGAUAGGUGAGAAUCAGGAGGACCAUGGUAUCGCGUCGCCAAAUGGUCGAGAGAAUGAGCUCUAUCAGCCGGGAUAUUGUCAUUUUAUUCCUUGGCAUGGACCGCAGCUUGGGAACGUGCUGGAACUGUGGUCGAAUCUGGUGGGGUUGGGGGAGUGGGAAAUUGGUGAAGAGGGUGUCUUGGGUGGGAUUGAGAAGUUCAGGGAGGCGGAUACGGAGGAGCAUUCACACAAAUAUCAGAUCUUUGCUGAAUGGUGAGCGAAUACUGGAUUAUCGCGUAAAAAUUGAUGUCAAAGUCAUUGUGUCACUUUCACUUGAGAUUAACGUGAUCGUUGGUUGAAUGAGAUGUAUAUACUUCGUCCCAAUUCUUCAACAGAACUCCGUCAAGUUUCUGAUUCAUACAUUACGAUAUAGAGACAC
Molecule: messenger RNA, 1779 nt
Organism: Hyaloscypha bicolor E
Lineage: Eukaryota; Fungi; Ascomycota; Leotiomycetes; Helotiales; Hyaloscyphaceae
Exons: 2
Coding region: 169-1617 (482 amino acids)
Source: RefSeq, a predicted model, not a curated record